This is a messenger RNA of Melanotaenia boesemani (Boeseman's rainbowfish), 4716 nucleotides long. RefSeq names its product serine/arginine repetitive matrix 2 (gene srrm2). Bases 212 to 4330 code for a protein of 1372 amino acids. Lineage: Eukaryota; Metazoa; Chordata; Actinopteri; Atheriniformes; Melanotaeniidae. The record is from RefSeq and is a predicted model, not a curated record. The transcript has 14 exons.
CGUCACUCGGUUUUCAUCUUGCUCAUCCUGUGGUUGGAGACGAGAUCAGUUAGCUGGUAGCUAACAUUAGCAAAUAACACUUUAUAUGUUUCAGACUUUCAGAGAAGUGGUUAUUAUCAAGGCCAGUUUUAGUGUGUGAUUAUACAGGGCGUAACCAGGUGCCAUAUUCCUGCCUAUAUUGUCUCGUCUGUUCCGGAGAAGAAGUUGAGCCAUGUACAAUGGUAUAGGCCUAACGACUCCGCGAGGCAGCGGCACCAAUGGCUACGUGCAGCGCAACCUGUCCAGCCUGCGAGUCAAACGGCCGCGGGAUGAACGUGGUGGCGAGCGGGAUGAGAAGGACCGGGAGAGGCUGGAGAGUCAGCUGAAUAGGCAGCCCAACGCUGACAUCCUGGAGCACCAACGCAAGAGGCAGCUGGAGGUGAAAUGUGCCGAGCUGCAAGACAUGAUGGAAGAGCAAGGGUAUUCUGCAGAGGAGAUCGAGGAGAAGGUGAGCAGUUUCCGUAUGAUGCUGCAGGAGAAGCAGGAGCCGCCUCCCACCACUGCUCAAAAACCUGUUGUGACAGAGACUCAUGCCCUGGCUGCAGCCAACCAGCAGAAAAACGACCGUCUUCGCGCUGCUUUCGGCAUCUCCAGCGACUACGUGGAUGGAUCGUCCUUCCACGCCGACCGCAAGGAGAAGGAGAAAGAGAAAAGAGAGCAGGAACGUCUGGAGAGGGAAAGACUGCAGCAGCAGAAAUAUACGUUGGUGGAAGAUUCAGACUCAGAUUCAGAGUCUCCUCCCAAGAAGCGCAGUCGGAAGAAGAAAAAGAAAAACAAGAACAGAGACAGCGGCUCAGAAAGUCCGUCCUCAUCUCCACACAGAGAGAAAAAGAAAUCCAAAAAGAAAAAAAAGAAAUGUGAGGUGUCUGAAGAAGAAGCUGACAGUUCCUCAGACGAGAAACAGAAGAUUUCAAAGAAAAACAGAAAAAGGAGCGAAAGUUUGAGUCCUCCAAAAACAAAAUCAGGUCGACACAGAAGCGUCUCCUCCAGCUCGGCCCACAGCAGCAGCCAGUCUCCACCUCCAACAAGAUCACGCCAACAGGACCAAACGGCAAGAAAUGUUGAUGAGGGGAGAAAAGGGAGAUCACCAGAGAGGAAGAGACGAGGUUACGAGGAGCACAGCCCACAACAUCAAGGAGGCGAAGGGAGGAGGCCCAACGUGGAGAGAGAGCGACAGAGGGAGCCGGAGAAAGCCAGGAGGAGGCAUGACUCCUCGUCUCCUUCACCCACUCCACAAACCAUAAAAGCCUUGGAGAGGGACAAAGCUAGAAGAUCUAGAAGCAAGCAGAGAGAGAUGGAGAAAGCGAGGCGCUCCAGGAGCCGAGAGAUGGAGAGAAGGAGGCGCUCCAGGAGCCGAGAGGUGGAGAAAGGGAGGAGAUCCAGGAGCCGAGAGAUGGAGAAAGGGAGGCGCUCCAGGAGCCGAGAGGUGGAGAAAGGGAGGAGAUCCAGGAGCCGAGAGAUGGAGAAAGGGAGGCGCUCCAGGAGCCGAGAGAUGGAGAAAGGGAGGAGAUCCAGGAGCCGAGAGAUGGAGAAAGGGAGGCGCUCAAGGAGCCGAGAGAUGGAGAAAGGGAGGAGAUCCAGGAGCCGAGAGAUGGAGAAAGGGAGGAGAUCCAGGAGCCGAGAGAUGGAGAAAGGGAGGAGAUCCAAGAGCCGAGAGAUGGAGAGGAAACGGCGGUCCAGGAGCCGAGAGAUGGAGAAAGGGAGGAGAUCUAGAAGUAGAGAGAUGGAGAAAGGGAGACGCUCCAGGAGCAGAGAUUUGGAAAGGAGGGGGCAUUCAAGGAGUGUUGAGAUGGAGAGAAGGAGGCGUUCUAGGAGCGUAGAGAUGGAGAAAAGGAGGCGCUCCAGAAGCAUAGAAAGGGAGAGAAAGAGGUGUUCGAGGAGUCAAGAAAGGAGGGACAAAGUAAAGGAGGGUCCUCCUCAGAGGAUCAGACAUGACUCUUCUUCAUCCGCUUCUCCUUCUCCUCCUCCUCCUCCUCCUCCUCCUUCUAAACAGGAAACUAGGAUAGGAAGGAGCAGAGAGACUGAGCGGGAAAACGACAGAAACAAGCAAGAUAAAAAGACGAGACAUGACUCUUCAUCUCCUUCACCUUCCCCCGAAAAGGAGAGAGCAAGGAGAGAGAGGAGUGGAGAGAGGGAGCGUAGGACUGAGAGAGACUUAAAGGUACCAAAUGAUCGGGACAAGAAGGAGAACGCUACAAGGCCGGAGGCGAAAACUUCUCCUCGCCAGCAGAGAAAUGACAAGAGAAGGGACGCACAUCUUUCCCAGGACUCCUCGCCCCCCGCCUUCCGCUCGCUUGCCACCAACGGACGCCAACGGGAGAAGGAGAACGAGAGGAGACGGGAGAUGGACGUGGAGAGGUCUAACGACAAAGACCGGUAUCUAAAAGCAAGGGAACAAGAUGGUGGGAGAAAAAGAGAUGAGGUGGAGGUUCGAAGAGACGGGUCGAAACCUUCGGAGCGACCUCGGAACGACCGACCGGAGACGAGCGAGAGAGCAGAGAAGACGAGAAGUCCUGUGACGGAGAAGAAGUGUGAAGAGAAGACGAAGCAGGCGGAGGAAAGAGGAGAGACCAGCAGCAGUGACAGCAGCAGCAGUGAUAGCGACAGCGAUAGCUCUUCUUCCUCUUCUUCAUCCUCAUCCUCUUCUUCUUCAUCCUCCUCUGAAGAUGAGGUUAAAGCCAAGAAAGAUGGGCCAGCAGGAAAGGAAAGAAGCCCUCCUUCUUCCAUCGGAGCUGCUGUAGAGAGAUACAUCGCCAACGGGAGGAAGGUGAGCUCCGCCUCUGCUUCUGAGGGCGAUGGAGGUAGACGAUUUCAGAGGGACAGAGAUGCUGAAGGAGACCAGCAUGAGAAGGAGAGGCCGUCCCACAGAGCUCCUACAAAAGGACAGGAGCGUUACAGUCCCACACAGAUGGACAGCCCCAGUCCACCUCCCUCCCCACCCAGCAGAGCAGACAACAGAGGCAGCAGGUACUCUCCUCCACAGGCCAAAGCUGGGGAAAGGGAGAGGGGCCGGGACAGGGACGGACCCAGGAGGACCACAAGAGCCAGUCCCCCUGCCAAGAGGUCCCAGUCUCCCCCUCGGAGGAUUUCCCCAGUCCGUCGCACACCUCCAAGACAGUAUCAGGAACCCCCACCGCGGUCUAGAAGAGCUUCUCCUCCUCCAGCCUGGUCGGAGCGGGACAGAGAGAGACAGAGGGACAGGGACAGAGACAGGGACAAGAAUAGAGAACAGGACAGAGCUAUCAGGAGGAGCAGGUCCAGGAGUCCAAGGAGGCGCAGCAGGUCUCGGUCCAGGAGUCCAAGGAGGCGCAGCGGAUCCACAUCAAGAGUACUAAGGCGGCCAAGUCCUCCAAUCAGAUCCCGCCGCUCUCCCUCUCCACAGCGUCGGAGGAGGACGAGUCGCUCCCUCUCCCGGGACAGGAGGGAGCAUGAGAGAGGCAGGCAGAGGGAGGCACAGCGAGAAAGGGAAAGAGAAAAACUGCCUGUCCAACCAAAAGAAGUCCCCCAACCCCGCAGGUCCUCUUCAUCAUCAUCUUCCUCCAGCUCCUCCUCUUCCUCUGCGUCCUCGCCCUCACCACCUCGAGAAAAGAAGGACACAAAAGCACCAUCAGAGAGAGACCGUAGGACAGAUCAGGAAGACGCCAAGCGACAGGACAGAGAGCCGAAGAGUCGGUCCGCGUCUUCACAGGGCCCUUCCAGAGAUUCAUCCCACGCUCUGGCCUCCGAGAGGAGAGGCGCGCCGUCAGACUCACGGCGCCCUGACGUUGCUGCCCAGAAGUCUCCAGCAGGCAGCCAACAAGACCAGCGACCAUUGUUACGAGGUCCAAACAGGAAGCAGCUGUCACCGCCGGCCCGCCGGCUCCCCGAGCAACCGGUCCGGAAAGACAGCGCCCUGAACGGUGACGAGGCCAACGCAAGCAAGAAAGCCAACAGGAGCAGCAGCUCCAGCUCCUCUUCAUCAUCAUCAUCAUCAUCGUCGUCAUCUUCCUCCUCUUCAUCAUCCUCCUCUUCUUCAGACAGCUCUGAGUCUGAAGCAGAGCAGGGAAAAGGGAACACAGUGAAAGCCCCGAGCUCUUCUUCAUCCUCUUCCUCAUCUGAUGAUGAAAAGGAUCCAAAGAAAAAGAGCAGCCCUGCGAGGCCUCACCGGGUGCCGGCUGAUUCGCUGAGAGAUUCUCGCUCGCUCAGUUAUUCUCCUCCCAGACACGUGAGAGCGGCUCCGUCCUCGCCUCGCCGCAGGAGUGGCAGCAGACAGUCACCCAGCCACCCGUCGAGCAGCAGACGGAGGAAAUGAGCCAGCAUCUCAGCGAGUCCUUCCUCCUCCUCUUCUUCUGUUCUUGAACUGGACUACAACUCUGACUUCUGAGCCAGCUGUUGGCAGAUGUGCGGCUGUCAGGGGAGCUCCUCACACUGUAAUCACCAAUGUUUGUUUUUUUUAAGCAGCUGUGACGUGCCGCUGCCACCAUAGGAAACCUUGUCAGACACAGUUAAACCUAACUAACACUGCUCCUCUGUACCUGUACUGAUUAUUGUGUUCUACCUGUAGAUAUGGACUGUCUGUAUUUUGGUUAUUAUCAUGUAACAGAUGUGGGAUUUCCAAGUAAUGUGAGUGAAACCUGAACAUGGGUAAUUUCUUUGUUGAAAAUGAUUCAUUAUAAUUAAAGGUGAUUGUACAUUUUA